CUCUCUCUGCUUCCGUCUCUCUCUUUCUGAAUUACAUGAUUGUUAAUUGAGGAAAUCAAGUUAUCAAAGUAAUUAAGCAAACAAAAUUGAAGCCAGGCGCAUCACGACUCACGUCAGAGGAGUUGCUGCUUCCAACUUGCAGAGGUCAUGUGGCCAAGAUUAGUAGCCAACAAGAUCCUUGGAAAGAGAUUGAGCAACAACAACUUUGUGGCAGAUUUUCCAGGUGACUCAAGAACCUGUAGCUUGCUGGAUAUUUCAAGCUUAGGUCAAACAUCGUUGAGCGAUAACACCAUCCGCAAUCAGCGCAAGGACAACUUCCACGACUACAGUGUUUUCGUCAGCACAUGGAAUGUUGGCGGGAUUGCACCACAGGAAGAUUUGGAUAUUUCCGAUUGGCUAGAUACUCCCAAUAAUAUUUGCGACAUAUACGUUUUUGGGUUUCAAGAGAUUGUGCCUCUAAGAGCAUCAAAUGUCUUAGGUUCUGAAAAUAGUAAGGUCUCAAUGAAUUGGAAUUCAUUGAUUAGAGAAGCAUUGAACAAGAAGAUUCAGUAUUGCCUAGAAAAACAGAAAUACAACCACAAGCAGCUAGGUAUAAGAACACAAAAAACCUCUUUCAUCGAAGAUGAAAGGACAGUAUUCGAAAGCAGCAUUCCUGAAGACUUCCGGUGUGUCAUUUGUAAACAAAUGGUCGGGAUAUUAAUAUCAGUUUGGAUUCGAAGUGAUCUCCGUCCUUACGUCCGGCAUCCUAGUGUUUCUUGUGUAGGCUGUGGCAUCAUGGGCCUCGGAAACAAGGGAUCUGUGUCGGUUAGAUUUCGGUUACAUGAAACAAGCUUCUGCUUUGUGUGCAGUCAUCUAGCUUCGGGAGGCAGAGAGGGAGAUGAAAAGCUUAGAAAUUCUGACGUAGCCGAAAUAUUUUCUCGAACAAGCUUCCAUAGACGCCCUUCGCUUGAUUUGCCGCGAAAUAUUCUAGAUCAUGACCGGGUAAUUUGGCUUGGAGAUUUGAACUAUAGAAUUUCUCUACCAGAAGCAACAACUCGAUUAUUGGUGGAUAGAAAAGAAUGGAAUGCAUUGCUAGACAAUGACCAGCUAAGGAUGGGGCUCGUAAAUGGACAAGUAUUUGAAGGUUGGCAUGAAGGACUUAUCAAAUUUGCUCCCACUUACAAAUAUUGCCUGAAAUCAAAUGUAUAUUUUGGAUGUGCUGAAGGCCAAAAAGGUGGGAAGUGGCGUGCCCCUGCAUGGUGCGAUCGGAUUAUUUGGCACGGGGAGGGGCUAAAGCAACAUUUGUACACUAGAGGUGAGUCAAACUUGUCUGAUCAUAGACCAGUCAAGGCCAUGUUUACUGCAGAAGUUCAGGUUUCAAGCACAUUAAGAGGGCUUCAAAAAGUCUUCCUAUCAGAGAGGUUUGAUCAAAUAACGACCAGAUUUAAGAUGCCAUUAUCCGAUCGAUAUCCAUGUAAGAGCAGAUCAAGCUUCAAAUUAUAAAAAAAGAUACAUCAAUCAGUAACCACACAUAUAUCAAUGUAUGUAUACACCCACAUAAAGUAAGUGAUUAUUUAUAUUAUAUUAUCUAAUACAGAAAG
Messenger RNA from Populus euphratica (Euphrates poplar), 1580 nucleotides. Its product is annotated as type I inositol 1,4,5-trisphosphate 5-phosphatase 1-like. The transcript is spliced from 8 exons. The coding region runs from base 148 to 1482 and encodes 444 amino acids. Gene Ontology annotation, molecular function: phosphatidylinositol-3,4,5-trisphosphate 5-phosphatase activity; inositol-polyphosphate 5-phosphatase activity; phosphatidylinositol-4,5-bisphosphate 5-phosphatase activity. The record is from RefSeq and is a predicted model, not a curated record. Lineage: Eukaryota; Viridiplantae; Streptophyta; Magnoliopsida; Malpighiales; Salicaceae. Gene Ontology annotation, biological process: phosphatidylinositol dephosphorylation.